This is a messenger RNA of Varroa destructor (honeybee mite), 2719 nucleotides long. RefSeq lists its product as uncharacterized. The record is from RefSeq and is a predicted model, not a curated record. Lineage: Eukaryota; Metazoa; Arthropoda; Arachnida; Mesostigmata; Varroidae.
GGUCAUCGUUUUUACUGGGAUUCGUACAGGCCCGUCGUUACACAGUUGAACGUACGUGAAGAUACCGAUGACAACUGUUUUCUCUCUACACAGAACAAAAAAUCAGAAAUAGUGGAUUUUUAAAAUUCACACAAUGUAACUUUAAUCUGUACUUUUCUAUAUUGCAAGUGUGGCGUGUAUUACUGUCAUCGGGCGUAUGAACAAAUGCAAUAACGACGGCUACGUAAUGAGGACGUUUGGCAAAGAACAACAUAAUUAUACAGAAAUAUAUGGCGAGCGGAAGCAGUUUGAAAUGGAGAUGUUGUAACUAUAAAUAGAUUACUGUCUGCUAGCAUCUGUCAUAUUUAACUGAGAUGAGCUGAAGUUAAUUAUAAAUACCUUUAUCAAAUAGUAGAGGCAAAUCAAAUGCACCCUAAUCAGAUAUAUAUUUUUUUUUUGUUAAGCGUCCUCGGGCACUAAAUCUUAUAUGCCUACGAGAUAAGGGGGUCGCGGUACCUCAAUGAUGUGGGUGCAAAAAAAAACAGGUGGGCAAGCUCUUUUUCCGUCGUUUUUACAAACUCAUUCGCUUUGGGAUUUGGUGUUGCUCUUGUGUUUGACACGUAAUUUUAUCAGAUUCUAUAAAUACGAUGUCAACUGAAAAAGGAGAAUCGUUUGUAAUAUGAAGCUUGUUUAGCAUCAGACUUUGUUUCAUUACGGUAUCAACAUGUUUGGACGCCCUGAAUACAUGCAUCUACGUUCAAACGUAGAAAACUGACUGGCGCCUCUAUUUUGGCCAGUUGAUUCAGAAGCCUGAUGCUCACACAGCUUCGUAGAACGUAACAUUUCGAUUGUAGAAUCGAACUCAAAUUGAGAUAAAGAAAUUUUUCAAAUGUUAAAUUAAUUACGAUUCUUUGUCUAGACUGUGGCUAGUGUCCAAUUUAUACAUGUCUAGUUAGUGAAAAGUGGAUGCUACUGAAACGAUAAUAAUACGGUUGAGAAGAUUACGCACUAUCUGAAAUCGUUCACUCGCGUAAAUAUGGAAGGAAACGAGUUCCUCUCUAGCUCAUUUGAGGUUCCUGACGAAGAAUCGAUUCGCGGAGCUGCCGUGCUCUCGAAUGCUAUCCUUGAGUCACUGUCGCAAUCGGACGCCAAUAGUGAUACUUUUACAAUAGAUAAUGAAUGCCAACGCGCCAUAUCGCAAACAGCGGGAAGUUUGAGAAAAGGAUUUUUCCAGCCAGGGAUUGCUCUAUAUGGACUUCGUGGGCUGGCAUCCCAACUUCGCAAGUGUCACAGCGUCAACACAGCUCUUCGCAAGGGAGUGGAUAAGCAUAUAACCUAUGUGCUGCAGCAUGGCCUUAUUCAAGGAGGCGCUACACCCUAUGCCAGAGACACGGCAUUACUUAAAUGUAUGGAACUAAUUGCAUCUCUAUGCGAAGAGUAUAUUGAGAUCGAGUACAUAACCUCUCGAGGCCUCUACAUUGCGUUGAAGAUGGCCUUAUACUUACCAGAAUUGACGAAAACCUCUCAGCGUGACCAUAUCUAUCAAGGCACUAUAUUUAUUUGCCAACGUGCUCCAACAAUGGCACUGAAACUUUUUGAGCGUAUGCGAAAUUUGUACCUCCGAUUGCUAAAGUUACCAAUGGGAAAAAUAAAAGACCAAGAAUACCAUCGGGUCUUGUUUUUAUCUCAUGUCAUACAAUUACUGGUAGAUGCCGCACCGGACGAAAAAGCCAUCCAAAUUUACAAGCAGUUCAAGGAUGAACUUACAGCGACUCUAAGACAGCUGCAACUGAAUGAAAUCGUAGUUCGCUACGUGUCCUUCUCUGUCAUGGAAGCACUCGACUAUAAAAUUUCAAAAAAAACUACAUCGACUUUAGCACAAAGGAGCGCAAUGCAAGAUUCUUCUCACAGUCAGCCCCGGAGUUUAUCAAUAAUUACCGGGAUUUCUCUUACACCUAACCGUGUUGAAUCAAACGACAGCCAGAAUGACAACGAUGAAAAUGAAAGUUUCGUUUACAAUUGGCUUUUUAGCAAAAGGCCACGGUAACCUGUACGCCACUGGAGAACUCAAACAACAUACGAAAAUGCAAUGAUUGAAGUUUUGGUUCAUGCUAUUAUUAGUAGCGGUCCUACAAGUUCUAGCCAAGUGAUGAGUAUAUAUAUAUAUAUAUAUACACUAUAAGGUCAUUAAUUCAACUUGGGUCCUCGUAUUUUAAAAUGCACCAUUAAUAGACAAUGGUAUGUUAUCAUAUAUGUCUGAGUAGGACGCUCAUUUUUUAUUAGGCUGUUAAGCAUUGCCAAGCUCUUUUCAUGUAAAGUCGUCCUAGGGUUGACUUCUUAAUCUGUUGGACCAUGUUAUUUUUUAAAUUUAUUUCUAAUAAUUAAGAUCCGGAAGUUCUCAUAAUAUAAAUAGAAGUUACAUAGGUAAAAAACAAGUCGACUGACGAAUACAUAUCUAAAAUUCUAAAAGCGAACAUGAAAAGUAAACCUAGUAAACAUAUACUAAUAAAAAAAAAUAUUCAAAAUCUGAAAUGAUAAAAAGUAAGCAGGGGUUUUGUAGAAGACGAUAAACUUUUGUUCAGGUAAUAGAUGCAAAAAUCGAUUUUUCCCCCUCGUAACGUAGGGUAUGCCCAAAUUUUUUCCUGCCAAAACUCGUCCGUCAAUAAGUUUGUAGUCUAAAUUUAUAAUAAACUGAAAUAUUUUUUUGCUAUUCGAAAACUAAACAAAAAUUUUUCCGCGU